Naumovozyma castellii is the source of this 573-nucleotide messenger RNA. RefSeq names its product Sys1p (gene SYS1). The transcript has a single exon. The record is from RefSeq and is a predicted model, not a curated record. NCBI's taxonomy places the organism in Eukaryota, Fungi, Ascomycota, Saccharomycetes, Saccharomycetales, Saccharomycetaceae. The coding region runs from base 1 to 573 and encodes 190 amino acids.
AUGAUUUCAUUUAGGAGGCUACUGCAGAUGCUUCAUGGGUUAAAGCCAUCGGAGAUUUUUAAGCAAGAUUCUCUUUCACCUGCUAAGAUUACGUUGCAGAUCAUUCUUUUACAAAUAUUUUACUAUAACACUGCUGCGUUUUUAUUUUUCAGUUGGGGAAAACUUGUGGGCUACAAGAUUGAAAUGAAGAAAUGGCUAUUUUCGUCAGAAUAUAUUGAUUUUACCAAUGGAUAUGGACUCACAAUAACGAUUCUUUGGCUCGUGGAUUCUCUAAUAUGUGUCCUAUUUCUGACGGUAAUAGUUGGAAGAAGCAAACUUGCUUGGGAUUUUGCAGUAACUAUCCACGCAAUUGAUUUAAUAGUGGUAUGUUUGUAUACACAUAGCGUUCCAUCGCUAUCAUGGUUUAUUUUACAAAUACUAUCCUCACUAAUACUAGUAUUUCUGGGAACAUAUACAACAAGGUGGCGAGAACUGAGAGAUACCUUUUUUGAAGGUAUGGUAGACCAAGAAACUUACACGUCUUCGAAUGCCCAAGCUCCUUUGAUUAUGCAUGACCUUGAAAGUCAACAUUGA